Alosa alosa (allis shad) is the source of this 3492-nucleotide messenger RNA. RefSeq names its product vestigial-like family member 2b (gene vgll2b). The transcript has 3 exons. Gene Ontology annotation, cellular component: nucleus. Gene Ontology annotation, biological process: regulation of transcription by RNA polymerase II. Bases 474 to 1469 code for a protein of 331 amino acids. Lineage: Eukaryota; Metazoa; Chordata; Actinopteri; Clupeiformes; Clupeidae. The record is from RefSeq and is a predicted model, not a curated record.
UGGAAGAAACAUUCUAUGUCUUGUAAAUGCAAGUAGGCUAAUGUGCAUUAUAGUGCAUGAUUCCUAAGGUGGAUUAUUUCACGUCUAUUAAGAGUAAUACACAUAAGUGCAUACGGAGAACAAAACGAUGUGUAGUGUAGGCUUACACGCAGAACUCCACGGUAUGCGGCCACGGUUAUGUGCACGUGCUGGAGAUGUGUCCGAGGGAGUCUCCGCGCUCGGAGGGGUGGGAGGGGUUGACAUGUAGAGAACAAUCUUGUUUGUCAUUCUCCACUAUAAACCUCACUCACUGUCUGCCGUGCGCAGCUGUCGUUGCGCGCACUGGUGACUCCGAUCAGCGCCCUUGUUCGUGGCGCACUGAUUGACCGAACUCUGGCGCUCGGCUGCAACCGGAAUGUUGUCCCGCGCUCGUUUACUUCUUUAACACGAGCGAGCGCGGCACUCGAAGCCCGAGGGAGUGGACAGAGGGGAUCAUGAGUUGUUUGGAUGUUAUGUACCCAGCUUAUGGACAUUACACACCGUACGCGCCAGCUGCCUCCGCUUUCAUCAGCAGUUUGCCGGCUCCAGUUGGAGUGAGAAGCCCUUCUCCUCGCACGCGGGAGUUCAUGGAGAGCGUGGGCUCGUCGCAGUGCACGGACAGCACCUCUGGGGCGGCCGCUGCCUCCGCCCCCGCCGCGCCGCUACCGCAGUCCUCCUCCUCUUCCUCCUCGUACACGGCGGCCACAUCGCCAGCCGAUGAUGGCCCCAAGGAGAAGCAGGAGUCGCCCGAGGCGGAGUACCUGAACUCCCGCUGCGUCCUCUUCACCUACUACCAGGGAGACAUCAGCAGCGUGGUGGACGAGCACUUCUCCCGGGCACUCAGCUCCUACAUGGAGGGCGAGAGCAAGCGCAGGACAGCAGACACAGGCACAGCUUCUCCAAUCAACCGGCGCAGUUUCCCCCCGUCGUUCUGGGACAGUAACUACCCCUCUGCGUCCGGUCGAGGUCACUGUGACCCCGGGGUGUCCCCCUACUCCAUGGACCCCUACGCUCACAGCGCCCUGCACCCCGGCCUUCCUCACCCUCACGCUCACGGCCACGCGCACCCGCACCCGCACGCCCACGGUCCCUCCGACUCCUGGAGCUACUCGCAGAGCCAGGCGUACGGGCCGCCGCGGGCCCUCCACGAACUGUACUCGGCGCCGGGCCUGGAGGCGCACUACGGGCCCCUGCUCAUGCCCGCCGUGCGACCGCCGCCGCACCUGGGCCCGCUCCCCGGCCACUACGAGGUGGGCAAGCUGGAGCACACGCCCACGUGGCCGGGCCUGCUGCCCGGCGGCGGCGACGUGGCCCAGACGCUCGCCCUAAACAUGGACCCAGGUGAGAGCGACGUCCCCUGGCGCAAGACGAGAGCCGCCGCAGAGGCGCACCACAACAGUUUCAUUGUUGCUGUGAGGACAAAUCAGGCCGGUUUCCUGUACACGUACUAAGCCUAGUCCUGUAGUCCUAGUCCUAGUCUGAGAGUGAGGGGAAACGCCAACGGAAAAAAGCAAAUUGGAUAAAAAAUGCUUUUAGUCUAGGACUAGGCUUAAACCAUGUAUGGGAAACUAGCCUAUAGAGUCUAACCAACUUUUGCUAUUUCAUGAACUGUCAAUGUCAAAAGAAAUGUCAAUGAUCACAGAUAGGUCAUUUAGGUUUCAGGAAUUAUUUUUAGAAAUGUGUUAGUUGUCUGAAUUGCCAAAGAGGUAUCAGUACAAUACUAGCACAAUAUGAUACUAUUGGGAGUCUUUACAAUUUACACACAGUAUACUUUCUCAAGUAUCGCAGUUGGAUUCUGUGAUAGAUAGGAGAACAUAGCUUUGAGUGUCCCCAAAUAAGAUCCUUAUCCUUACAAUUAUGAAUGAGUAUGCACAUCAAAUCUGUGCAUAUUGUAAAGCUAGAAAAUUUGUUUUAUUUCUCAGCUUGUGAGGAUCAGGUGUAAAGACAUCUUAAAUAAUAUUUUGAACUCAUCACCUCUUCUCCUUAUGUAGUGUAUGUGAUACUCACACUUGCCAUCACAUCAGGCUGGAGUCUGAACUAUGCAUAGCCCACACUGUGAUGGCGUAGAAAGCGAUGUCCUGAGGGUUUAUAUGUGCCAAGCCAAAUUUAUCAUUUUUUAUAUUAUACAUAUUAUUCUAUAAUUACAAUGUGACUCUCCCUAUGACCAUAUAUGGCAUAUUAACCAGCUAUGGUUAAUGUCAGCCUAGUUUCUCCCUAACUAUAUGUAAUUACGUUGUCAACAAAUCAAACGUGUCCAUAGCAUGUAAACACGCUAAGCAGCAUCAUGUUGCGUUAGCACAGCGUUUUGUUUCCUCUUCCCGACUGAGUGUUUGGAUUAGGUUGCAGCCAUGGCGACCGCUGUCCCUUGUCCUCACGGCGGGUUCUAUUGUGUGCGUCUCUGUGUUCCGCCGCAGGCCUCCAGCACCAGAAGAAAGGCAAGGAGCUCUACUGGUUUUAACGACCGGCCGUGGCAUCGACCCGCUAUUCGCUCGAUCCAAUUAGGCCUUGGAGCAGGUCCUGCUGAAGAGCUGUGUCCUUUCAUCCCCCCUCCUCAGCCUGCCCCCCCCCCCAUGAAGCCACAGCAACACUCCAGCUCUGCAUGUGUGCACCAUGGAGAUAAACCGGGGGUCGGUAGGGGGGUGAGGCAGGAGCCAGCCCUGGAGACCGCUGGACUCUCUUGCUCUCUCGUUCUCUUUCUCUCUAUUCCUCCCUCUCUUCUUCACCUCCUCCACUUGGCCUGUGUGUGUGUGUGUGUGUGUGUGUGUGCAGGAGAGAAGCUCAGCAACCCCCCCAACAUAAUCCACUUGGACCCAGAGACCAAACAGAGACACUUUCUGUUUGGUGGAGUUAAGAGACGAUACAGAAGCGUACCGUGAUAACCGACUCAAUUUCUGCCUCGAUCCUGGUGGCAGUGCUUACUUACACUGUACACACUUCACAGAUGUGGAUGCUCCGUCGGUCUGCAGAUGUGUGUGUGUGUGUGUGUGUGUGUGUAUGUGUGUGUGUGUCAUUGUUUGACCUCCCUUUCUCUUUUUUAAACAAAAUAUUUUAUUUAUAUACAUAUUUAUGUGUAUUUUACUGAAACUCGAUUACUACUAGGCCAGUGUAUCAACAACGUAUGGUUAAGACUGUGUUCUCUGUUGCUUAGUCCUCGUUGUUUCCUUUAAGAAUGUAAGGAGCAAAGCGACAAGCUAGUAAAUAUGCACAUGUUACAUUUUGCAGCUGUUAAAGAUGAUUAGAUUCAUUCAAGUGAAGUGGUUGAUGGAAAAGCUUGUUUUGAUAACGGAUUAAGAGCCACUCACACUACACAUACCAUAGGUUCGCAUUUUUGACAAGGUUUCUCUGAUACUGUUUUUAAACUGUGUUUUUCAGUCGUUGGUUUGAAAUGUUUUUACAGGGCAUUUUUUGUCUUGUUUACCUUGGACUGUAUUGUCAAUAAAUAUUUGUAUUGUAAAUACACAUACAUUCAAUUGA